Messenger RNA from Didymodactylos carnosus, 555 nucleotides. NCBI's taxonomy places the organism in Eukaryota, Metazoa, Rotifera, Eurotatoria, Philodinida, Philodinidae. The record is from the annotation of a GenBank genome assembly.
AUGGCUUCCUCAAAAGUGGAUCACUGCUUUGAUGGAUCUAGUUUGUUGACAAGUUCGCAAAAGAAAAAAUUGAACGAAUUCUAUGGUAUAAAUGGUCAACGUUGGAAAUUGAUUUAUAAAGCAUCGCGUGACAGUUUUGAUAUGCAAGCAUUUCAUCGUCAUUGUGAUGAUAUCGGUCCAACAAUGACCGUUGUCCAAUCCAAAGAUGGCUAUCUGUUUGGUGGAUAUACAAGUGUACCGUGGGCAUCCGCUUUGGGAUCACAGAAAAAUGAUCCAACAGCGUUUCUGUUUACAUUGGUUAGCCCAGUAGUUGAAAGUGGAACAAAAUUUGCUUGUAUAAAAGCUGGAACAAAUGCAGUUUUUCAUAGCUUUUCAUGUGGUCCUGCAUUUGGAACAGGGUACGAUUUGAUCAUAUCAAAUGAUAGCGAUACAAAUAUGGAUAGUUACUGUAAUUUCCCUCAUAGUUAUGUCGAUCAUCUCGGGCAUGGAACGUUGACAUUUACCGGCAGCGUACACUUUAAAACAGCUGACAUCGAAGUUUUUACGCAAGCAUAG